UGGGUGAAGGGAGGAGAUGGUAAUACCACGAACUCAAAGCGGCGUAAAUAGAAGUGGAGAGAGAGGGAUUUGAGGGGAGAAUAAACAAAAACAUGAUAAAGAUUAAAAUGGGAAAUCUGAAGUCGUAUCAUCUCUUCUUGUUUCUCAGCAUCACAGUUCUGAUUAAUCCAAUUAGAACCUGCAAUGGCCAGCAGCUCUUCGUUUUUGGGGAUUCCCUCUAUGAUCCCGGUAACAAGCAGUUUGUCAGUAAUCACCCUGUUCCGGCCAACUUUUUCCCCUACGGGAUGACUCUUGGCCGACCCACUGGAAGAUGGUCUGAUGGGUUGAUCAUCCCAGAUUAUAUUGCUGGGUUCUUGGGUAUUCCUCAAGUUCCACCUUUUCUCGAGAAGCAAGCAGAUAUAAGUCAUGGAGCAAGUUUCGCCAUUGCUGAUGCUAGUGUUCUUGGUAAAGACUCCAGGAGUCUGAUGACUUUCGCUAAUCAAGGGAGAACUUUUGAGAGGAACAAGCGAAAAUGGACCCAACAAGAGCGAGAAGAAGCUCUUUACUUGUUUUACAUUGGAACUCAAGACUACUUGAAUUACACUCUAACCCACUCUGAUCCUUCUUUCUUUGACCAAGAAAAUUUCAUAAACAAUGUCGUUCUUGAGAUAGAGCAAGUCCUCAAGACCAUAUAUAGAGGAGGAGGGAGGAAGUUUGCCUUCCAGAAUUUGGCACCCUUGGGUUGCUUACCAGUGGCAGAUAAAUUAUUUGAAAGUAACCAUGAAUGUGCUGAACUACCCACAAUCAUGGCGGCACUGCACAAUAUAAAGCUUUUGGAGACACUGCAGAAGUUAGUUAAAACCUUAGAUGGGUUCCAAUUCACUGUCUUCAAUUACUACGAUGCUGUCUUUCUGAGACUCAACAGUGUUAAAAUCUAUGGGUUCAGGAAGAAGAACGCGUGUUGUUCUAUUCGAGAAACAGGGGCAUGUAAGAUAAAACAUGGUGAUGAAGGGGAUGAUUCAAAGAAAUGCGAGAAGCCGGGGAAGUACUUGUUCUUCGACGGGGAACAUGGGACAGAGAAGGCAAACGAACAAAUGGCACAUUUGAUGUGGAGUGCAGAUCCUGGAGUAGUUGGGCCUGUGAACUUGAGGGAGUUAUUUGUUUACCCAUUGACUGCACCUUUUGAUUACGUGGUUUCUGAUAGUCAAUUCGCAGCCACAACAUACCAGAAGAUCAAGUUACAUGAAGAAGAAGAAGAUGAAGAAGGAGAGAAAGAAGGAGAAGAAGGAGGUCUCGUUUUUUCAGCUUAAGUUAGAAAAACAGUACUUUAGUUUAAAUAUGUGUAAAAUUACCACUGAUGACUAUAAUCAACAUGCAUUAAUCAUAUGAAUUGCCAGUGGGUUAAUGAAUAACUGAAUCAUCUGAGAGAUUUUAACUA
Messenger RNA from Carica papaya (papaya), 1417 nucleotides. RefSeq lists its product as uncharacterized. NCBI's taxonomy places the organism in Eukaryota, Viridiplantae, Streptophyta, Magnoliopsida, Brassicales, Caricaceae. The record is from RefSeq and is a predicted model, not a curated record. Gene Ontology annotation, molecular function: lipase activity. Gene Ontology annotation, biological process: endoplasmic reticulum organization.